Schistosoma spindalis is the source of this 7071-nucleotide messenger RNA. Lineage: Eukaryota; Metazoa; Platyhelminthes; Trematoda; Strigeidida; Schistosomatidae. The record is from the annotation of a GenBank genome assembly.
AGUGGUGAAAGGCGGGGGAGCCAGUUUCGCUCUCACAGAUGACGGGCAAAUCUGAUGAUAGAGUGAACCCGGACUUUUGUCGAGUUUGCCGUUGUGAGGGGACUGCAUCGAAACCUCUAUUUCAUCCUUGUUUAUGUACUGGGAGUAUUAAAUAUAUUCAUCAAGAUUGCCUCGUUCGUUGGCUUGAGUAUAGCAAAAGAAAUACUUGCGAAUUAUGUAAUCAUCGGUUUGCUUUCACUCGAAUUUAUGCAUCUGGCACUCCACGAUUUCUGCCGCUCACCGUGUUGGCUGUGGGACUGGCCAACAGCUUGCGUCGAUUUGUACUAAACUGGAUUCACUUGUCGAUUGUCUUCACUGCAUGGUUGGUUGUAGUUCCUUUAUCUGCCUGUCGCAUGUACCGUUGUCUUUUUACUGGUAGCGUUUUCUCACUCCUCACGCUUCCAUUAGACAUGGUUUCCACAAAACACUUAUUACAAGAUUGUGUUCAGGGUUUCAUUAUUGUAAUUCUUGCAUUGGCUGCAUUUUUGGGUUAUGUUUCAUUGCGAGAACAACUUCUCCAAGGAACACCAGCGUGGUUGGAACAUGAUGCUCAUGCAGGAGCUCGUGGUGCUGGUCCUCCCCAUCCUCCUCGUCCUGCCGCUGGGGCCAAUGGUAGGCGACCUUUAUUUCCGGAUAUUUUCAAUAUUUUUGGUGUUGCAAAUGGUGGUGGUUUAGGUGCUGCAGUUUUCGGUGAAGGCAAUGAAGAUCCUGUUGAACCUGAAAUAUUUAACAAUGAUGAACAACAUCAUCAGACUGUUCAACAAGAAUUAGUGAAUCCUGAACAUAUCACGUGUUCCUCUCUAAACCAACAACAACCGGUGAUAAACAGUGGUAUUUCACAAUCAUUAGAGUCUUCACAUGAAUCGGCAGAUACUGUAAAUCAUGAUACAUCAUCUAAUCCACAACAAUUGGCUUGGUAUAUGGAAAAUACAGGAGUUAAUUUGGAUGGGGAUAUUCCUGACGAAGAUGGUAGAGCCAAUAAUGAUCCAGCAGAUGCAGAUGGUGCACCAGAAGCUAUGAAUUGGAAACAUUUAUUGGGUCUAGAUGGAUCUUUAAAUUUUCUGGAACACGUUUUGUGGCUUAUUGCUUUAAAUACUUUGUUUAUUGUCAUAUUUGCCUUUUGUCCAUAUCAUAUGGGUCAGUUUACUGUGUUGGGAUUCAAUUUGGAACGUUUUAUUAAUGCAACGCACAUGGAAGGGUUUAGUACAAGUUUAAUUGGUUACAUUAUUUUCGCUUUUGCUUUGAUUCUUAUGCAUGAAAUAUUCGCUAUUCUCAAUAUGCCUCGAGCUUGUUAUUGGACCGGUCUGGGUUACAUAUACAUCAAAGUUGCUUUGGUUUCUUUAAUGGAAUUGGGUAUUUUCCCCAUUUUGUCUGGAUUUUGGAUAGAUGCUUGUACUUUGUCUCUGUUCAAUGCGACGUUAACUCAACGAGCCAGUGUAUUUCAUUAUGCACCAGUUGCUUUCACCUUUAUUCAUUGGGCAAUUGGAAUGUUGUACAUAUUUUAUAUGGCGUCUUUGCUUGUACUGGGUCGAAGUGUACUACGUCCUGGUGUUUUACGCUUCAUAUACCAUUUUAAUGAUCCGGAUUAUAAGCCUAUUCAAGAUAUGAUACUUCAACCAUUACCACUAUACAUACAACGUUUAAUUGCUACUUAUUCAGUUUGGGGUAUAUUAAUCGUACUUAUGCUAUGGUUACCUACAGAAGUUAUUCGGCAUUCCUUUCCUAAAUUCCUGCCAUUUCGUAUUAACGCAGCUUAUGACAGUCCAUUGGAUUAUUCAUUGGAAAUGAUACUAUUACAAGUUGUUCUACCAUUCUUAUUGGAUAAUCAAGCUAAAACAACACUUCGUCAAAUUUUACGUUGGUGGUGUAUAUGUGUAUCAUGGUUGCUUGGUUUACGUAGUUACUUACUCGGUGAUAUUCCAUUUUCACCAGGGGAUUUUAUUGUUACUGAAAAUGGAACAGAAGUACCAUACAAACGACGUCGAAAUUCUCAUAAUCAAACAUCUAAUUUAAAUAGUCAUUCGGGAUUCGUGUCUGUAGAAUCGUCUCAACAGAUAUUGACUAAUAAACCAGACGAUAUUUCGACAGAUUUGUAUGCUCCAAAUUUAUCAUCGUCAUCAUCAUAUGGACAGAUUACUUUAACAAAUAAUCCAUGUCGUGAACAAUCCCAACCUGAACAUAAUGAACAAGAUAACGUUAAUCAUGCACAAGCUGAUUAUGAUAAUGAUGAUGAUACAGAUUUUACACGUUAUGUUCCAUAUAAACGAGGCAAUUUCUUCAAAUUACGAAUUAUUGGCUUAAUUCUAAUCUUAAUUACUAGUUUGAUAUGUUUAAGUUCAACUGUACUAAUUGUACCAGUUGGUAUUGGACGUUUAUUAUUGUUGAAUUUAAGCGGAACUGGUUCUACAUCGAAGCAUGAUGCUAUCGCUUUAGUCGGUGGAUUCACUGUUCUGGGAGUAAUUCUCCGUCUAGCUCCUUGCAUACCGUAUCUUUUCAAUGGAAUUUAUCGAAUUAUUAUGUUGAUUGGUCAAAGUGGUAGUUUAAUUAGUUGGUCUAGACCAUUACGUGUAUUUAGAAUUUGGACUCGUUUAGGUACAACAUGUGAAAUUACAAUACGACGACCAGCAUUACCAAUGGCUCCUAUGAUUGAUUUGAAUCGACAUUAUGGAUUUCAAUCUACUGCGGAUACGAAUAUUGGAAUACAUCUACAAAAUUAUCUACGAAUAGUAAUAAAUUGGUUACGUCUAUUUUGUAUUGCUGUAGUAUGUCUAGGCAUUCUCCCAACAGCUUUAGGAUUAUUAAUCAACUUCAUUUUCAUUGCACCCUUCCGUAUUGGACCAAAGAAAACGAUUAUUAUUGGGUUUUGGGAGCAUUGGAUAUUUGGUAUUAUGCAUUUAAAAGUGGUUAUCUUACUUACUCUUCUUGGACCGCCAUGGUGGUUACGAAAUCGUUUAGAAUUAUUUCAUGAUGAAAUUACACAUCGUCGGCAAGAUGCUCGUUGUAUGCGUUUACUUUGGGCAAUUGCACCAUUGCUUGUAACUAUUGGACUAUCAUUAAGUGUACCAUAUUUAUUAGCUUAUUAUAUUAGUCCAUUAAUCGGUAAGAUUUUUACCUGGCUGUUAUACAGCGUAUUUUUCAAGAAUCCUGAUUGUUUAUUUAUUGUGUUGAUUGCUUUUAAAGUACAUAUAUUUUUUAUUAUCAACUUAUUAUGCUAUAAUAAUGAUAUUGUUUCAUAUUCCUUUAUAAGCAAAUAUCUAGACAUUUGUAUACGUGUCUCUCAUAUCUGUUCGUUAACGUCAGUAAGCAGUAGUAAAUCGAUUACAUUCUACGUAAUACUACGUUUUGUUCAUUACAAUAUUUGCUGUAUCGAUUUUCAACAAUUCCUAAUUAGAGACGACUGAGUUCUACGGGAUUUUGGUGUAGAUCAUUAGACAACUGUUACAUUACACUUUAACGGUAAUCCCUUUCACUAUGGAAAAGUCAGAUUAUGAAAAGUCUCACAUUCAAGAUAAAUUUAUAGUAGAAUAUCUUCAUAUAUAUAAUAACAAAGCCAUGACCUUGGGGAAUAGAGUAAAAUUAGCAGGAUAGGAUACGUGUCCGUAAAUCUGUAGUGUAUCUAGCACUCAACAUACAGUGUGUAGUAUUAAGCAUUUUCUGUUCACUUAGUGGGCGAGUGUGACAUAUAAAACCAUAAUUUUCACUGGGAACUUCAUGUCAAGUCGUAACUUCUACUUCUUUUGCUUUUUCAUCUGGCAAAUUGAUAUGCGUUACAUUGGCUUGUUUGUUGAAGAGAUAUGCAGGUGGCUUCAGAUAGUCAAAAUGAAAUCCUGAGUGGAAAUUAUGCUCUUAUUGGUAGCAUUCACCAACUAAAUAAUCGAAAAUGUUAGAUACUGCACUUUAUUGAACUUGAAAAAAAUGAUAGUUAUCCUCGCAUAAAAUUACAAAUACAAACUAUCAAAUAGCGGUAAAGGUUAUUAAGGAAAAAAAAUUAUCGUGGAUAUUUCUAUCAUAAAACGUCGGAUAACAAGGUCCUCUUUAAAAAGUUUAUGCACAUUCUAUUAAUUCGAUUCAACCCCUUCCUACUUUGUGGUAUGAGCAAUAAAUGAAUAAAAACAAAACAGGGUCAUUUUUAAUUAAUUUAUAGUGGUUUGGGAUAUUUUGCCUCAAAUUCGAUGUAAUAAUUCGCUAAUGUGCUUCCUGUAUGGAUUGUCUUGAUAUAGCUGUCAUGAUAUGAGUUUUAAUAAAAUAAAUGGUAUCAAGACUAUUUUACGUUCUAUAUCAUUAACUUCCUUUCAACUUAUGUACAAUUAUAUACUACUCAUUAAUAUUCAGUAAACAGUUCUAGCGCACGUUUAUCGUGUAUUGUUCCAUAAUAUUUACAUAUACGUAUAACAUUUAUUGCAUGUCAUUUAAUUACUUUCUCUUAAUCCUUGUAGCAGCAAUUCGUAUAGUCGUCUAAUCCUUGUUUAAACGCAAUAGUUUCCAUAUUGUUUGCUCUUGGUUCAGUUUUUGCUUGUUGGUAGACUGUUAGACAGAGCUAUUAGCUGUCAUUUGCAUUAUCGUAUGUUGUGAUUAUUCUUUACGUUAUUAUUACAGAGAGCCUUUCCUAUUUCAGACUUACAGAUCCCUCACAAGUUGACGUUUGUGGCUAAAUCAUGCUUACUAUCCAAUAAAGAACAGAUUUUUAGACAAAUCGCUGUUUUGUGCGUAUCUCAAUUGUGUGAUUUAGACGCUCCGAUAGAUUUAACAGAUAAAAUAUGCCUAGCAGUAUAACUCAAGACAUUCAUCUCGUUUUGCUUGAGGCACGUCAUCUGAAUUCACCUGCAUCCCAGAGUUGAUGUUAACUUACUCAAACCCAGUAUCUAUCUAAUAUAUAUACUCUGCAACAAAAUGUGUCGAAUCAUAAAUCAUUGUUCUCUGUGGAGUUAUGUAUUGUCGAUGAUUGAGACACAUUUGAAUAAAUUCACAUCUUUUCAUUUAUCGGUUGUACUUUUACUGAUAGGAAAACAUACAGCUUAAAGCGAAAUGCUAAGAAUACAAGCUAUAUUUUGGUUAAUUUUUCUUUAGCAUCAUUAGAUAGGCAACCGUGUUUCAACGGCUUCUGAUUAUCGACCUGCAUCUUAUAUUUCUAAUGCAACAUAGGCAUAUCUUUGUUCAAUCAAUACGUAUGUUGAAGGUAGGCUGAAACAACUUCGCAGAAAUAUCCCAUGUGAUGUAAUGUAAUGUUUUUAACGAUAUAUUUAUAUAUCACUAUUACCUACGUAAUAAUAAUUUUUUUAUUGACUUGUUUAUUUCCCUACAGCAUUAGAUAGAGAAGUUGCGUUUCGAUACAUAUAUCCAUUUCUUUUCGCCUUGUUCAUCUCGUCAGUGUUACUGACUCUGUGUAUCGACCAAAUUCGACGUCUUUAUUUGCAUAUUAAAGAUGAAAAGUAGGUUUGUAGUAAAAAUCUUAUUCUAUGUAGUUGACUAUUUCAAACAUCAAAUAUUUGUUCAAUAAAUAGGCAAAAUAUUAAGGUCAUAACUUCACAUUUUCCUCGUCAUUUGUGACUGCAAUCUCGAUUUUCGAUUAUUUCUGAACAUCUUCAGAAGUUAAGCAUUUCUAGUUAGUAAAGUGACGAAUUUUGGAAAAAUUCGAGUCAAUAAUACGUAUAAUAGAACUACAGGCUUGAUUGGCCGGUAACUGAAUAGAUGAAAGCCAACCAAGUCAAGAUGACUGCAAUCAUUGAACGCAUAAAUACAAUGAGAUAUGUUGUUGAUUAAAUUCUGUUAUAAUUAACAUAUAUUAGCUCAUAUCGCUUGCUGAACAGACAGAUCAUGUUUACUCAUUAUGUAUUACAUAAUUACUUAUGUAAUCAUACGAAAAAAGAUAUUACCAGUCUCAAAGAUAAUGUAUGUCUCGCUGAUUAUUGCGUAAUAUCUUACAAAACAGGCUAACUAUCUUUAAUUUACUAUCAUAACUAACAACCGAACAGAUUUAAAAUAAAGAAAUCUCAAUUAAGUAAAUGUUUGUUUCCGACAACAUCGUUUACCUUAGCUAUACAUCCAUGAUCAAGGAGGUUAGAGAACAAUAGCAGGAUGAAAAUAAUUUACGGGUCAGAAAUAUGACAUAAUUGUUCACUUGACAGAUAUAAAGACGAAAUGCUGAUUUCGCCGUUCUCUUUAUUUUUAUCCAAUGACAAAAUAGAUUAAAGUUUAAACCUAUUACGCACAUGAAAUAUUUAAACGCGCAUAGAUCCCUUUUAUCCUAACUCAUUUUAAGUUGUAUUUAUGAAAAUCUUCAGAUUUUUUGAAAAAUAAUUUUUUAGAUAUUUAGUUGGCAAACAACUGCUUAAUUUUCGACCAUCGCCAAGUCAAUCAUUAGUUCCGUCGUCAUCAUCAUGACCAUCCAAUUGCAAGUUAGUUAAUUUGGACAUACACUACUAAUUCACACUGUCUAGACAUGUAAAGAGCAUCACUUGAUAUUUUUGGAAGAAGCCCACAACUUCACUCUGGAACAACAUUUUGUUCUCACUAAUGAUAUUUACUGUUUCGAACAACCCAACAUUUUUAAAAAAUAUCACUGUUAGAGUAUUAUUUUGCAUACACAAUAAAUAUACAAAUCCCCAACCCGGGCACAAAAACAAGUACACUGAUUAAUGAUCUUUGAUUUAUUCUGUACUUAAGAUAUUUUUUCUCGAUAAAAAAAAACAAACAAACGCGACUAUACAAUAUUUAUGAAAAUACAUGUUUUCAAAUUUUUCUUACAUCAAUUUUCUCAUGCCUUUUUGUUUUCACUUGAAUAUGCUUUUGAAGAUAAAAAGAAGGUAUAAAAAUAAUAGCAAAUUAAUGACAGAUGCAUAAUAUAAACUGUACCAAAUAGUUAACAAAUGGGUUAAUACAAUCCGCAUACGCUCUGCGAAAAUACAUUUUCCAAUUAGUGUGUACACUGUUACUAUUAUAAAGUAUAUUAUAUAACACUUCUAUAUUACUAUUCAAUAAUAUUGUAACAGAAAUGUAUGUCGAUCUAUUAGUUAAACAGAAAUGGAAUAUUAU